CCGCGUACAGUCAGACAGAUAAGGAACGACACCAACCGGGAACAGCCAGAGCAGAGGAGGAGGCUCGCCGGUCGCCACUAAUUCUUGCUACGAGAGAGGCAGACAUGAGAGGCCAGGUGUUCUUCCUCGCACUCGCUCUUCUCGCCGUCGUCGCCCAAUCCAGUAGCAGGCACCACCGCCACCACGGCCAUGUCCGAACCAAAGGAUAUGCAUCAGUUUAGCUCACCGGGUAGAAUCAAUCAAUCUUUGGUCGCAGAGCAUGGAGGGGGAGGAGGAGGAGGGGAGCUAGCGCGGCCGGCGAGGGCGGCGAGGGCGUGGCCAUGCUGCGACGACUGCGGCGGGUGCACCAAGUCGAUCCCGCCGCAGUGCCAGUGCCUGGACGCGGCGCCCCGCGGGUGCCACCCGGCGUGCAGGGACUGCGUUAAGUCCAGCCUCAGCGCCGACCCGCCGGUGUACCAGUGCAUGGACCGCGUCCCUAACUUCUGCCAGCGCCGCUGCACCGCGGCCACCGCUGCCCACUGAUUGCUGUUGACGCACCAACCCACCCACCCCACCACCGGCGGCGAAUCCCAUCGUCUGAAGGCCAGCUGAAGCCCUUAGAUUUUUUCUUUUUUCUGUGUGUAAAGAGAGGAGGAAUCUGAUGGGCAACCAAACCAAUCUUGCUCGCUGUGGUGCCCUUUUUCUGUUGUUUUCUUUUUUUGACUCGACAGUAUCCCGUAAUUGCUGGCUACUGGCUACUACUGCUUGGUUGACUCUUGAUUGUGAUGAGAUGAGCAUGGCAAAUCGCUAAAUUUUUGUGACUAAA
Messenger RNA from Phragmites australis (common reed), 805 nucleotides. Its product is annotated as Bowman-Birk type trypsin inhibitor-like. The transcript has 2 exons. Gene Ontology annotation, molecular function: serine-type endopeptidase inhibitor activity. Gene Ontology annotation, cellular component: extracellular region. The record is from RefSeq and is a predicted model, not a curated record. Bases 190 to 522 code for a protein of 110 amino acids. NCBI's taxonomy places the organism in Eukaryota, Viridiplantae, Streptophyta, Magnoliopsida, Poales, Poaceae.